Molecule: messenger RNA, 1164 nt
Organism: Candidozyma haemuli
Lineage: Eukaryota; Fungi; Ascomycota; Pichiomycetes; Serinales; Metschnikowiaceae
Product: ribosome dissociation factor
Exons: 1
Coding region: 1-1164 (387 amino acids)
Biological process (GO): nonfunctional rRNA decay; ribosome disassembly; nuclear-transcribed mRNA catabolic process, no-go decay
Cellular component (GO): cytoplasm
Source: RefSeq, a predicted model, not a curated record
AUGAAACUCCUCAACAAAACCAUUGCUUUGGAAAAAGACAAGAGUGGCUCUCUUACUUUGGUGCCUCAGGAUAAAGAGGACUUAUGGCAGCUUUAUAACUUGGUCCAGAAGGGUGAUAAGGUGGACCUUCUGACGGUGAGAAACGUCAAGAAGACUGAGGGCUCUAAAGCUGAGAGGAAACAUCUUCACUUGACCCUUGCAGUAGAAGGUGUUGAAUAUGAGCCUAGUGACGAGGUGAUGAGAAUUCGUGGUAAAACCACCGAACAGAACGAGUUUGUUCCUAAUCAGAGUUACCAUACCGCAGAGGUUCAGCUUAACAAGUCACUUAAAUUGACCAAGCCAGAAUGGGACGAGAUCAGUUAUAAUAUUGUUAUUGAGGCAUCUUCGAUUGAGAAGAAGGCUGAGGUUGGUGCUGUUGUUUUGGAGGAAGGCGUGGCCCACUUGUGUCUUGUUACUGAUAAUAUGACUGUGUUGAGAAAUAAGGUUGAAAAGUCCAUUCCUAGAAAGAGUCGAGGCGAAGGUGGUGGCUCUUCUCACGAUAAAGCUAUUAGCAAGUUCCUUGAUACCGUGCAAGCCACGCUUUUAAGAAACUUUGACUUGGAGAAGCUUAAGGUGAUCAUUCUUGCUUCUCCAGGCUUCACUGCUUCUGCUCUUCAACAGGCUAUUUUUGAAACUGCUGUCAAGAACGAUAAUAAAGCCAUUCUUAAGAAUAAGUCCAAGUUCUUGGUUGUACACUCAUCUACAGGUUACCUUCAAGGCCUCGAGGAGGUCCUCAAGGACCCAAGUGUUCAGAAGAACCUCACAGACACUAAGUUUGCCAAGGAAGCUGCUAUCUUUGAUGAAUUCCAAAGAGUUCUUAAUCUAGACGACGGAAGAGCGUGGUACGGUCCUCAGGAAGCCACCAAGGCUGUGGAAAUGGGAGCUGUCAAGAGUCUCUUGCUUACAGAUGCACUUUUCCGUAGUGACGACAUUGCUGUGAGAAAACACUACAUUGCUUUGAGUGAUGAAGUGAAGGCCCAAGGUGGAGACGUGUACAUAUUUUCGACCCAGCAUGAGUCUGGAGAGCAGUUGAAUCAGUUGACCGGUGCUGCUGUGUUGCUCAAAUACCCAUUAGACCUCGAUGAAGAUGAAGAUGAAGACGAUGAGGACGAGGAUGAGGACUGA